AUGCGUCAUUUUCAAGCUCAACAUAAUGUUGAGCCAAGUUAUGUCAAUAUGUUGGAUCCAGAUUUAACGGAAUAUGGAUUUGAGCAAGGUUCAAAAAUAACAUUUGAUGAUGAUCAAUUAGAGUUAAUUAUAUGUUCGCCGCUCUCACGUACAAUUCAAACAUACUUAUCCAUAUUUAAUCGUACGGAAAGGCGUCGACAAAUACCAUUUAAAUUGGAUGCUGAUUUACAGAGAUAUCAUGAAACAUAUAAUUAA
Rotaria sp. Silwood1 is the source of this 255-nucleotide messenger RNA. The record is from the annotation of a GenBank genome assembly. NCBI's taxonomy places the organism in Eukaryota, Metazoa, Rotifera, Eurotatoria, Philodinida, Philodinidae.